Messenger RNA from Periconia digitata, 2157 nucleotides. The record is from the annotation of a GenBank genome assembly. NCBI's taxonomy places the organism in Eukaryota, Fungi, Ascomycota, Dothideomycetes, Pleosporales, Periconiaceae.
AUGGACGGGUUGCUGGCCGCAUCCAAACUGUGGCUGGUGAAGCGUCACGAUUGGUUCACACCCAAACAAUCUCCUGUCAUGUUAGGCGCUGAUUCGCACGACAAGCCUCCUUUUGAGGAAAAGCCUUCGCCCCCCUGGCUGCUGGGAGCAAAACAAGCUCUUUGCUGUCGCUGCCUCGCUGGGGUACGUGCGUGGCUCCCUCCUACUGCUCAGGCUGGCUGGCUUGCUUGCUUGCUUGAUUUCCCACCCAUGUGCUGGACCGCGGUCACCACUCUGCCGACUAUCCAACCAGCCAUCGAAUCAUCGACUGGGAUAGCAUUCUGCGAUCGACGAGUGACCAACAUCCUUUUGGACUUUUUGGACUUUUUGGACUGUCUGGACGCUGUUCUUGACCCACAAUAUGCGGUUGCCAGCUCCCCUGGCCCAGGUGAAAAUGGCGCCAACUACAACCCAUGGGCGCGAGCAACACGAUCUAGAGAAUCCUCCUUCGAUGUCGAGAAAUCCAGGUUGCACCGGAAUCCCACCUCGCAAUCCGAGGCCCACGUCAAUUCCGCCAUCGCAGAGGAGCGAAAUCUGACAAGUGCGCAAGAUCAACGAGAUUUUCCAGCACCGCAUCACGCCGACACCGCACCUGCACAUGUUUCGAACAAGGAUGUUGAGGUAGCCAACGGAAACGUGGAGCAGCAUAAAAAAGGCUCGGCCGAUUUGAGCGAUAAGACCGCCGUGGACCAUUCGGGUGUUACCAAGCGUGGUAGAUUCAAAAAGCUGCUUCGUAAAGAUGACUCGGACGGUCCCUCACCUGCCACCGAUGAUGGCGAUUAUGAAAACGUGUCGCUCGAGGAGCGCAAGAAGCGUUCUCUUAAGAGGAAGAUCCCCGUCGGACAACAGAUUCACGCCGUCUUAAUUGCGCCUUGGAAGAUCAAUUGGCUGCUGAUCUUCGUACCAGUCGGCUUUGCCUUGUACUACACCAAGACGGGUGGUCCUUGGGCUAUCUUCUUCAUCAACUUCUUCGCCAUUAUCCCGUUGGCGGCUAUAUUGAGUUAUGCAACAGAAGAAUUGGCCCUGAGAGUCGGUGAAACACUUGGUGGACUCCUCAAUGCGACAUUCGGCAACGCUGUCGAGCUCAUCGUCUCCAUCCAGGCUCUGAUCAAGCAUGAAGUCACUAUCGUCAAGACGUCUCUUAUUGGGAGCAUGCUUUCCAAUCUUCUGCUCGUGUUGGGCAUGUCGUUCUUCUUGGGCGGAAUCAAUCGUCAGGAGCAGUUCUUCAACGUCACCGUUGCACAGACGGCUGCUUCGAUGCUUGCUUUGUGCAUUGCUUCCCUCAUCAUCCCGACAGUUUUCCACAACAUGCUAGCCGAAGACCACGGAUCUGCUGGCGAUGCUGUCAAGAAUAGCGAACUGUCACACGGCACUGCUGUUAUUCUACUUUUCGUCUACGGAUGCUACCUGUUCUUCCAGCUCAAGACCCACGUCACCAUGUAUAAUGAGCCUUCCCAGAAAGCUCCUAAAAACAAAUCUUCCAAGCUCGAAGAUGGUGCCGCAGCCAAGGGUAUCGCAGCGAUUGGAGCAGGUACCGCUGCAGCUGCGGGCGGUGGUGUCAACGCCAAAGGCAACAUCUUUCAGGACGGCAACGGAAAUGAUGAGGAAGAGGAAGACGACUUCGAGGAACCCAACCUUACCUGGAUCGGCGCAAUUGUCACUCUGACUAUCUCCACCACACUGGUCGCUUUCUGCUCCGAAUUCAUGGUCUCUAGUAUCGAAGGUAUCACCAGCACCGGCGCUAUAUCUACGACCUUCGUCGGUCUGAUUCUGCUUCCCAUCGUGGGCAAUGCUGCCGAGCACGCUACAGCUGUCACUGUCGCUAUCAAGGACAAGAUGGACCUUUCCAUCGGUGUCGCCGUGGGAUCGAGCAUGCAAAUCGCAUUGCUUGUGCUCCCCUUCAUCGUGGUUCUCGGAUGGAUCAUAGGAGAGGAGUGCAUGACACUGUACUUUGAUACGUUCCAGAUCGCCACCUUAUUCGUUUCGGUGCUCCUGGUCAACUACUUGAUUCAGGAUGGCAAGUCUCAUUGGUUGGAAGGCGUGCUCCUCAUGUCGUCCUACUUCAUCAUCGCCCUCGCUGCCUGGUUCUACCCCAACAUCGACGAGGAACAGUGUUAG